Mugil cephalus (flathead mullet) is the source of this 5192-nucleotide messenger RNA. It is a transcript of the gene ldlra, whose product is annotated as low density lipoprotein receptor a. The transcript is spliced from 17 exons. The record is from RefSeq and is a predicted model, not a curated record. Gene Ontology annotation, molecular function: protein binding; calcium ion binding. NCBI's taxonomy places the organism in Eukaryota, Metazoa, Chordata, Actinopteri, Mugiliformes, Mugilidae. Bases 322 to 3117 code for a protein of 931 amino acids.
CGCCUCACAAUUGUUGAGGAUGCGUGCCUCAGAAAUCACACCACUCGAGGGCCCGCCUUCUCCUACCCCGGGCCCCUCUUGGCCCCACCCACGCUGGACCACAUUGAAAUGGGUCUGAUGUUGUCAAACAACUACAGUGCGCUGAGCUUCCCUCAUCAGACCUUCCGGCUGCGGCAGCAUCUUUGAUAAAAGUGCGCAAGGAGGAAACGGCCCCUGAUAAAACCGUCGCUGCAGGUGCGGGUUUGAGCCUCAUUAGAGUUAAAUUAACCAAUCAGAAACCUCACCGGCUUCACUGUAGAUCUUCCAGUGCGGCUGCAGAAGAUGCCGUGCGUCGCCUCUCUGCUGUUUCUCCUCUGCUUCUUCAUCCACGCAAAUGCGCAGACGACAUGCGGAACCAAUCAGUUCCUGUGCGGCAACGGGAAGUGUAUCACGUCGAGAUGGGUGUGCGAUGGCACCGAUGACUGCGGAGACGGCAUGGAUGAACUUCCGGGUACCUGCUCGGCCAAAAGGUGUCGAACCUCGGAGUUCAAAUGCUCGGACCGACUCAACCAGUGCAUACCGAGCAACUGGCGCUGUGAUGGAAAAGCUGACUGUGAGAACGGAGCUGACGAGCUGAGCUGUGUGGCCAAGCGGUGCACAGAGUCCGAGUUCCGCUGCACCAACGGCCAAUGCGUGUCGGCCUCCUUCGUGUGUGACGACGAGGCCGACUGCAGCGACGGCAGCGACGAGGUCUCCUGCCCGCCCACCACCUGCAGCGGCGCCUCCUUCCAGUGCAACAACUCCAUCUGCGUCCCUCGGCUCUGGGCCUGCGACGGCGACGCAGACUGCCCCGACGGCUCGGACGAGUGGCCCCAGAACUGCGCCUCAAAAGGUCUGGUCACUCCGGCCCCUCGCCAGUGCUCCCCCCUGGAGUUCCACUGUGGCAGCGGAGAGUGCAUCCACGGCAACUGGAAGUGCGACGGCGGAGCAGACUGCCACGAUCGAUCAGACGAAGCUGAUUGUGCGCAUCCCACCUGCCGCCCCGACGAGUUCGAAUGUGGCGACGGCACUUGCAUCCACGGCAGCCGCCAGUGCAACCACCAGUACGACUGCAGGGACAUGAGCGAUGAAAUCGGCUGCGUAAACGGUACAAAACUCCUCCCAUACACACCCUUCGGAAGACAAAUAAAACUCUCUCGAGGAUCUGACUUGAUUUCCUCGUUCACAGCGACUCACUGCGACGGACCGAACAGGUUUAAGUGUCAGAGCGGGGAGUGCAUCAGCAUGGAGAAGGUGUGCGACAAGCACCGUGAUUGCAGGGAUUGGUCGGACGAGCCUCUCAGAGAAUGCGACUCCAACGAGUGCCUCUACAACAACGGCGGAUGCUCCCACACUUGCAACGACUUGAAGAUUGGCUACGAGUGCCUUUGUCCGACGGGGUACAGCUUAGUCGGCAAAAAACGGUGUGAAGAUAUCGAUGAGUGUGCCAACCCGGAUACCUGCAGUCAGAUUUGCAUCAACCAGAUAGGCAGCUACAAAUGCGAGUGUGAGGAAGGAUACCAAGUUGACCCAGCAACCAAAGCCUGCAAGGCCAUCGGUACGAUAGCCUACCUUUUCUUCACAAACCGCCAUGAGGUCAGAAAGAUGACUUUGGACAAAAGCGAAUACACAAGAGUAAUCCCCCGCCUGAAGAACGUUGUGGCUCUUGAUAUGAACAUUGCCACCAAAGAGAUCUACUGGUCUGACAUCUCCCAGAAGAAGAUCUACAAAACUCAGAUGGACUCGGCCGAAGACGCCGCUCAUCACCAAAUAGUGAUCGGGAGUGACGUCGAUGCUCCCGAAGGAAUUGCCCUCGACUGGGUUCAUGGUAAUCUUUACUGGACCGACAGUGUUCGCAGCACCGUCUCCGUGGUAACAGCUGAUGGUAGCCGCCGAAAAACCCUCUUCAGCCGAGGCUUGUCGAAACCCCGCGCUAUUGUGGUCGACCCGCAUACCAACUUCAUCUACUGGACUGACUGGGGGAAUCCAGCUAAGAUAGAGAAGGGGGGUCUCAACGGAGGCGAUCGCACCGCUCUUGUCACCGACAACAUCGAGUGGCCCAACGGCAUCACACUUGACCUGUUGAACCAGCGGCUCUACUGGGUGGACUCUAAGCUGCACACUCUCUCCAGUAUCGAUGUGCAGGGCGGUAGUCGACGCACUCUCAUCAUUGACGAACACAAGUUGGCUCACCCACUGGGACUCACUGUAUUUGAGGAAAGAGUGUUCUGGACAGACGUCAGCAACAACGCCAUCCUCAGUGCAAACAGGCUGACAGGCGACGACAUUGCACCAGUGGCCGAGCACCUAUCAUCACCAGAGGACAUCAUUCUCUACCAUAAUCUCAAGCAGCCAACCGGAAGGGACUGGUGUCAGGUGUCCAAUGGCGGUUGUGAAUUCCUGUGUCUGGCAGCUCCACAAGUGGGCAGUCACCCCCCCAAAUAUACCUGUGUCUGUCCAGACGACAUGAUGCUAGGCACGGAUAUGAGGACAUGCGUACCUGCUGUGCCAACGCCUGAAGCUCCUCAAGUUCCAACCACCCCACCACCUCGUCUGCAAACAACAACACCUAGGAUCAUACCCAGGACCACAGAAAAGCCCCGUGUCCACACCACCACCGCCGCCGUGCCUUUAGUCAUCACCAGUGCCACCACCAAGCCGGUGCCACGCACCACCCAGCCAGUGCCACGCACCACCAAGUCUCCAGCCAGGGCCACCACACCUGAACCAAGGAGGACCUCGCCUAGGACUGUGAACCCAAAAAUCCAUCGAACCACCACAUACGCUCCACUCACUUCUACGGAUGGUGAAGUUGCAACAGCCAUAACAAGGACUGCCUCCACCACCCCAACAGCUCUUUACAUCCUUUUGCCUCUGGUGAUCGUUUGCCUGGUGGCUGCUGGUGGUGUGCUGCUGUGGAGGAACUACAGACUGAAGAACACUAACACCAUUCACUUCGACAACCCCGUCUAUCAGAAAACCACUGAGGACCAAGUGCACAUCUGGCGGAGCCACAGCCCUGAUGGUUACUCCUACCCAAAAAGACAAGUUGUGAGCUUGGAUGAGGAAGCAGACAAUCCAACCUUCACAGAAAACUGAAAAAUGUUGGGUCGAGUAGAAAGAGGAGUCUCGAUGAUAAGCUACCGUUAACGUCCUUUAGCUUUUUUUACCUCACGCAGCACAAAGAUAUGGAAGACGACCUCGAACCACUGUAUCCUCACAGAACACAACACGCUCACUGCAAUGGAAAUGAUCAGUAUACAACAUUUUUUAUAAGUAGUGCACAUUUUAACAUUUACUUUCUCAACAAAAAUUACCAAAUUACCAGAUGUUGGGUUCGUCAGUUUCAGUUUUUUUUUUUUUUUUAUUUAUCAUGCAACUGGUGAACUUACAUCUUACUUUUCAUCCAUCAUGUUAAAGUUGGUGCAACUUCAGCAUGAGAUCGACUCAUGCCAGAAAUGUGUGUUGUAAAUAUCUGUCCAGGAAAAAAAAGGCAAGUCAGAAGUCAAAAGUGUUGAUGGAAUAUUAAUAUACAUUGCACUAUUUAUAAUUUAAAACAAUAGUUCAAUAUUUUGAUAUUUUGGGAAGUAUUCAUAAUGUUGUUGGUUUUUUUUUGCGUGAAUUUAGAAGGGAGGAUAGGUAACACCGCUAACUACGAGCUAAAGCCUAGAGGUGAUUAGCUUUGUUUAGCAUAAAAACUCAACGCAGCAGUUAACAACGAGCUUAGCGCUGUGCCCAGUUUAAAGCAUAUCUUAAGCUCUCAGACUAGUAUACGUAAAUACAAGAUUUGGUUUUGUUUGGACAAGCUAACCUUUUUCACUUACUAUCAAUCUUUAUGCUAAACUAAGCUAAAUGCCUUAAAGCUGUAGCUUAGCUGUUGAUACACAUAUAUUAUUAUAUUUUUUUGCCUACUCAUGAUAAGAAACAAAAUAUUUCUUGACAAAAACAGGCUAACACAAUUUUCAAACAUUUCAAGAAACACCCUAGCUAAUCAGCUAAUCCUCUCACUCUCUUUUCCGUAUGCUAGACACAAAGAUACCACUUGCUAAACUUAGUUUAGCACAAAGACCAAAACAAGGCUACAGCUGACGGGUCUGUUUCUGCUUGCUAACUUUGCUUAGCUUAGCUACUGUCCAAGAAUAGCUCUGUCCAAAGGAAACAGAAUUAGCCUAGCCUAAAGCUAACACAUCACAGGCCUGUCUCUUGGUUAAUUCAUUAACUAGAAAUAUGUCAAGAUAUUUUUGCAUUGAUAAUAAGCUAUUAGAAGGAUAAUCUGCUAAAGACUAGCAUCCUGCUUAGCAUACUGAGAAUGGAUAUUUCCCAAAAUGUGAACAGUUGAAGUGAGUGUGCAGUAGGUGAAUGUAAUAUUGAGUUUUCCAUCUGCCGGUUCAACCAGUGUGACCUCAGUAGUGAUUAUAUUUGUGUAAUUCUGAGUUUAGCAUCAUUAUUCGUGCAAAAACAUCAUCUAAAGGUACAUAAUGUCACUGCUGUAGCCAGCCUCAAAGUGAGAACACAGCACAGACUGUGUUUGUGCCUUAAUUAUACAGCACUGAUGGCCUUCAGAUUCCUCACGUCACUAUAAGAUCCUCCAGCAGCUGUAUGCAGUUUCCUCUCACGAUGCCUUUUCAGCUCCUGAUUUGUGAUCACCUGUCUGUGAAAGUAGACAGCCGACUUUAAAUUUUCCCUCCCGUCGACCCCCUCUCAGAUGGAGGGGUUACAUUCCUUAAAAGGCCAAAAGGCUUUGAUGCAACCAUGUGUGACCGAUAUGUUUAACGCUCUGUACUAUAGCACGUGUACAUGUAUGUGUGCCCCCAGGACCAGAUCGCCUCGAAAACAAAGCCAUGUGCCCCUUGUAGUGUCUUACAUUUUAAACUGAUUUCAGUUGUUUUAUUUGUGUAGCUGACAAAUGCGUGCCUUUUUUUUCAAUGACAUAUUUUGUUCACGUGUUCAUGUUGGUGCUAUUGAACUCAGUGGAUUUGUACAAAAUCAUCGUGUCUGCCUGUUAAUGAUGAAUAAUUAGAGGGAGGACUGUUUAACAGUGCAGAUUUAACAUGUAAAUACAAUGUUCAUAAAUGUACAUAUUUGUUACUUAACCGUUUUUGAUGAUGAUGAUGUUGAAGCCUUUUAAAUGUUUGCUGUACAUAAAUAAAUACUUCUAUUUAUUAUAGAAUCAA